Molecule: messenger RNA, 855 nt
Organism: Cynoglossus semilaevis (tongue sole)
Lineage: Eukaryota; Metazoa; Chordata; Actinopteri; Pleuronectiformes; Cynoglossidae
Gene: commd10
Product: COMM domain containing 10
Exons: 7
Coding region: 120-716 (198 amino acids)
Source: RefSeq, a predicted model, not a curated record
GAAAGAUAUCGUAGGAACCGGAAAUACAAAAUAACAGCGAGUGGAAGCCUCCGCUACUUCCAGACUCUUUUAAACGCGUUAUAUUUUUGAUUUAAUAUUUAAAAAAAGACUGAGGGACAAUGACGUCUCUUAUUAAAGAAACACGAAGCAUUAAAGAAGCAGUGACUUUGAUGAACGCAGUUGACGUGAACAAGUUCUCAAGGCUGAUUUCUCGAAUCAGCCAGAAGCUUCAUCUAAAGGGUGAACGAACCUUCAGUGAAGAAGAAGAGAAAAAACUCGAGUCUGCGUUUUCUUUGGAUAAACAGUCUCUCAGUCUAGUCCUGGAAACUAGUGCUUUUAUACUGGAACAGGCCGUGUAUCAUAAUGUAAAACCGGGGUCUCUGCAGCAGCAGCUGGAGGCAGUUCAUCUAGACUCGGACAAAGCUGAGAUUUUCUCUCAAAUCUGGGCCACUGCUGGGCCUGAGCUGGUGGAGAAGCUGAAGCACAACAUCUUUUCCCCAAAGAAGCUGGACUAUGUUGGUUGGCAGUUAAACCUACAGAUGGCGCAGUCCAGUCAAGCCACACUGAAAUUGCCCAGUGCUGUUCUUCAACUGGGACUCAACAAAGAAGACUCAGAGGUCCAGGAAAAUGUCUUUGUUGAGUUUAACCACCAGCAGAUGAUUGAAUUCUUCAAAAAGCUGGAAGUCAUUCAAGACCAGUUGGACACUUUAACAUGAAGUCCUGUCGCUCUUUGCUCUCACAUGUACACACAUGAAUACAGUACAUUUUUAGAGAAUCUUUGUUGUUACUUGUUAAUAAAAGCGUUUCAUAUACACCAUUAGUUUGUGAUCCUUACGAGUAAAGUUUUACAUCAGU